Suncus etruscus (white-toothed pygmy shrew) is the source of this 2404-nucleotide messenger RNA. RefSeq names its product membrane associated ring-CH-type finger 4 (gene MARCHF4). Gene Ontology annotation, biological process: protein ubiquitination. The record is from RefSeq and is a predicted model, not a curated record. The coding region runs from base 1067 to 2302 and encodes 411 amino acids. NCBI's taxonomy places the organism in Eukaryota, Metazoa, Chordata, Mammalia, Eulipotyphla, Soricidae. Gene Ontology annotation, molecular function: zinc ion binding; ubiquitin-protein transferase activity. The transcript is spliced from 4 exons.
CCCUCGUCCCUAGCAAGAAGAGACCUUUGAUGGAGCUACGGGGAGGGGACCGUGGAUUUACUGAAUGUAGCAGGGGUGGUCUGGGGGCUGAGACCAUGUAACUACUCCUUCCGCCUGUCCUUUCUCCUGUCCCUGUUCUUCGCUCCCUUUCUUUGCUCUACAGCCUCCAGCCUUCCUCCUCAACCUUCCUUGGAUCAGGAUCUUAAUGCUCAGGAAAGAGGAGAUCCUGCGAGGGUUAACCGAUCUUUCCUCUCCCCCCACACCUCACUUUCUUUCCUCCUUGCCAAUCCCUUAUUUUUCCACUUCCCUCCUCCAAAUUGGCUUCUCCCACUUUCCGUGUGGCUCUUAGGCUACUGAGGCAAAGCACAAGCCCCUUGCCCAGAUUCACCUGCGAUCCUGUCCUGCCUCUAAAAAACCACGGUGGUGCUUCUGGGUGUUUAUUGCCCCAGUUUCUCAGCCCAGGAGAAUUCAAACUUCUCCCAGACUUCUCCUCCUCAGUUUACUCCCAUCUUCAUUCCCAGUCUCCUUAGUCCCGAGGAAAACUACUUUCUUGCCCUUGCAUAAGCAGCUUCACUUUUUCCCUGAACUAGUUGCCUGAAAGCCCAGCUCCAUCCAUCCAUUUCAUUUCCGAUGCUCUCCCAUUCACCCCCUCCAUAAAAGAGAUUUUCCACAGCAGAGGAAUUUGAGAAACUUCAAUAACCUUCUCUUGGGGAAACUUUCUAGCAAUCUUCAUUUAAAGGCCCUAAGUACCCAACCUCAACUUUUUUCAUUUUUGGUUUACCCUCUAGUAGGGCCCACAGCUGAAAGGGAGAAAGUAGAUACCCUGUGCAAAGUCUAAAGUAGGGUGCAGGAAGGGAGGAAAACAUUUUGGGAGGCUUACCAGGUAGACUUCAGAAUCACUAAGUCAGUUCUCAGUUCUUGGGGUGUAAUCUGUUUGCUACUUGUAUGAGACAGUGAGAAAGCAAACUCCUCUGCAUUCAGAUUCGCUUGGACCUCCCAAACCAUCCUAUCUUCCUCAGCAACGACUCCGGCUGCCCCUCCAGGGCUCUCUGCUUCUACUGGGCACAUGCUGGUGCCCCCGAGUGGGCUGCUGUGGUGGUGGUGCUGCUACUGUGCCUGUUACUGUUGUGGACCAAGCGCCCAGGCUCCCCAGAUGUUGCGCCACCAGGGUCUCCUCAAGUGCCGCUGCCGCAUGCUCUUCAACAACCUGAAGGUUUUCCUACUGCGGCGCCCCCCUCCUCCAACGCCCCUGCCCAUGCACGGUGACCCCCAGCCCCCCGGUUUGGCAGCCAGCAACAACACUCUUCCGGCUCUGGGUGCCGGGGGGUGGGCAGCCUGGAGGGGUACUCGAGAAGGAGUCGGCAGGGAGACGCCGCCUGUGCCACCUCCACCACUUUUGCCACCUUCUUCUGUGGAAGAUGAGUGGGGCAGCCCAGCCACAGAGCAACCUGCCUUGCUGCUCAGCAGUGCCUCCUCAGAUGACUUCUGUAAGGGGAAGGCUGAGGAUUGCUACUCACUUGGCAGCAGCCUGGACAGUGGCAUGAGGACCCCACUCUGCCGCAUCUGCUUCCAGGGGCCAGAACAGGGGGAAUUGCUGAGCCCUUGCCGGUGUGAUGGCUCAGUCAAGUGCACACACCAGCCCUGCCUCAUCAAGUGGAUCAGCGAGAGGGGCUGCUGGAGCUGUGAGCUGUGCUACUACAAGUACCACGUCAUCGCCAUAAGCACAAAGAAUCCUCUGCAGUGGCAGGCCAUCUCUCUGACAGUCAUUGAGAAAGUCCAGAUUGCAGCUGCCAUUUUGGGUUCUCUCUUCCUCAUUGCCAGUAUCUCUUGGCUCAUCUGGUCAACCUUCAGUCCCUCUGCAAAGUGGCAGCGCCAAGACCUCCUAUUCCAGAUCUGCUACGGGAUGUAUGGAUUCAUGGACGUGGUGUGCAUAGGGCUCAUCAUCCACGAGGGCCCCUCUGUGUACCGCAUCUUUAAGCGGUGGCAAGCUGUCAAUCAGCAGUGGAAAGUGUUGAACUAUGACAAGACAAAAGACCUGGAGGAUCAGAAGGCAGGAGGCAGGACCAACCCCAGGACCUCCUCUUCCACCCAGGUCAACGUCCCAUCCACUGAAGAGGAGGCCACAGGCACUUCUGGCCCUGAGGAAGGUCCUGCCAGGGCUGCCAGCCACCCCUCAGACCCACUGUCCGAUCACCACUGUGCUUACACCAUCCUGCACAUCCUGAGCCACCUCAGACCUCAUGAGCAACGGAACCCGCAGGGCGGCAGUCGGGAGCUCGUCAUGAGGGUCACGACAGUGUGAGAGACCCCCAGGAAGGCUGUGAUCAAGAGAUGAAAGGCCAGGCCAGGCAGGGUCCUGGUUCCAUGGCAUAUCUGCCUGGGGGGCAGGUGUGUGUGUGUGUGU